Messenger RNA from Sitophilus oryzae (rice weevil), 3656 nucleotides. Its product is annotated as E3 ubiquitin-protein ligase MARCH6. Gene Ontology annotation, molecular function: zinc ion binding. The transcript has 7 exons. Lineage: Eukaryota; Metazoa; Arthropoda; Insecta; Coleoptera; Curculionidae. The record is from RefSeq and is a predicted model, not a curated record. Gene Ontology annotation, cellular component: endoplasmic reticulum membrane. The coding region runs from base 168 to 2846 and encodes 892 amino acids.
AAUGUCAAAAUGAAAUAAAAAGAUCUAUGGAAAAUUGAUAUCAUAAAAUAGGUUACAGAAGUUUCUUGCUGAUUUUUAUAUAAAAAGUAGAUACUUUUGUUGAUUUCCUAAAAAUCAUUAUUUGAAAUUAGAAGAUUUAAGAUAUGUUGUAGCCUACAAAACUUAAAAUGGAAUCAGAACUUACCAACGCUGAUAUAUGCAGAGUAUGUCGAUCAGAAGGAGGUCCAGAUCGUCUUCUAUUCCAUCCUUGCAUUUGUACUGGGAGUAUUAAGUGGAUACACCAAGAAUGUCUUGUUCAGUGGAUGAGGUAUUCCAGGAAGGAAUAUUGUGAAUUAUGUGGUCACAAAUUCUCAUUUACUCCAAUUUAUUCACCUGAUAUGCCUAGAAGAUUGCCUGUGCGAGAUCUAGCUUCAGGAUUAUUAUCAUCAAUAGCAACAGCUGUUAAAUAUUGGUUCCACUAUACCCUUGUUGCCUUAGCAUGGUUGGGUAUUGUACCUCUUACAGCAUGUCGGAUAUAUAGAGCAUUGUUUGCUGGCACAGUGGAUGCAAUUCUUACCCUUCCAUUUGAAAUGAUUUCUAGUGAAAAUAUAGCAGCCGACAUUUUUCAAGGAUGCUUUGUGGUAUGCUGUACUUUAUUUGCUUUUGCCAGUCUUGUUUGGUUAAGAGAGCAGAUUCUUCAUGGAGGAGGACCUGAAUGGCUCCAAAGAGAUGAAAUGGUUCCGGUGGGGGAAAAUCCUCCAAGAGUGUUGCAUAAUAUUCCUGAGGAAAUGAAUGAAAUUGAGGAUGAAAAUGGUGCACAACCACCUGAAGAAGGUGAGGUUGCUCAAGAAAACCAAGACCAGCCUGAACAGGAAGGAAAUGCUGGCGAGGAUAAUAACUGGAUUCCUAUGGAAUGGGAUAGAGCUGCUGAAGAAAUUACUUGGGAACGUCUUUUGGGCCUUGAUGGUUCAUUGAUGUUCUUAGAACAUGUUUUUUGGGUGAUCAGCCUAAAUACCCUUUUCAUAAUUAUUUUUGCAUAUGCCCCUUACCAUAUGGGUGUAAUGACUUUAAAUUUGUUCAGUCUUCAAGAAUACGCAUCUGAGAGUCAUUUUGAAGGGUUGUUGACUACCUUAGUAGGAUACAAUACUGUAGGACUUUGUUUCUUAAUUCUUCACAGAUUUAGUGCUUGGUUAGGGCUUUUCAGAGCAAAGAGAGUACUGGGAUUGUGUUAUGUAGUAGUAAAAGUCUCAAUGCUGUCUGUUAUUGAAAUAGGUAUAAUCCCACUGGUUUGUGGUUGGUGGUUAGAUAUAUGCUCAUUAAAUAUGUUUGAAGCUACAAUUAAAGACAGGGAGCAGAGUUUUAGAACAGCACCAGGAACUUCAAUUUUCUUGCAUUGGUUAAUUGGUAUGGUGUAUGUGUAUUAUUUUGCUUCAUUUAUUUUGUUACUGAGGGAAAUUGUAAGGCCAGGUGUUCUUUGGUUCCUUAGGAAUUUUAACGAUCCAGAUUUUAGUCCCAUUCAAGAAAUGAUUCAUUUACCUAUUCUGCAACACAUUAGAAAACUGAUUAUAUCUGCUGUCAUUUUCGGAAGCGCCGUACUUUUGAUGUUGUGGUUGCCUAUUAGGAUUAUUAAACUUAUAUUACCCUCAUUUUUGCCAUAUACAGUUUCUCUGAAUAAUGAAAGCCAAGUUAAUGAACUCAGUUUAGAAUUGUUGCUGUUACAAGUCAUUUUGCCAGCAUUGCUAGAACAGUCACACACAAGGGUUUGGUUGAAGGCGUUUGUAAGAUGGUGGUGUAAGAUAAUGGCCUGGGUUUUGAAUUUACAUUCAUAUUUACUUGGAGAGCAGACAUAUCCUGAACGAAAUGCGGAGCAGAAUGGUGAAAGACAGGAAAAUGUUCCAGGAAAUGAUGGUGGCAAUUUGGGCGCUGUACAUCAGGCUUUGUUUAUGAUGGAGCCUCCUACAGGAUAUCAACCCUACCAACGCCCAAAAUUCUUUUUGGCUCGUCUAUUUUCCCUUUUAGUGAUGGUAUGUUUGUCACUUGUCUGUUUUUCGGUCGUUGCUCUUACCGUACCUGUAUGGUUGGGUAGAAGAGUGAUGGCUUUAUGGUUGGUAGGAGCCCCACCUCCAGGUCCACAGAUUUCCGCUACCGAAGCUAAAACAGAAGUAAAGGUCCACGAACUAUAUACGGCAGCCUGUGGCCUGUAUUUGUGCUGGUUGGCAGCUAGAGCGGUAACUUUGAUCUUAAGCUGGCUGCCGCAAGGCAGAGUUGCCAUGAUGGAACGGCUGAAACAGUGGUGCAUGUUAGGAAUGAAGACUAUAGUCGCUAGUACACUUUUACUCGGCGUAAUUCCACUGUUAUUCGGGCUUCUUCUUGAACUUGUCGUUAUUAUACCUUUGCGUGUACCCAUUCAUCAAACUCCUAUACUUUUUAUAUGGCAGGAUUGGGCUCUUGGCGUAUUGUACACUAAAAUAGCGUGCGCUAUUACUAUGAUGGGGCCUGAUUGGUUCUUAAGGGCGGCGAUCGAAAGGGCAUAUAGGGAGGGUAUUCGCGAUAUGAAUCUCGGAUUUAUUUUUAAAGAACUCGCUCUUCCGGUUAUCGUUUCGUUUGGAUUUGCUCUGGCUGUACCAUAUGUCAUUGCUUAUUCUAUCAUACCAAUGUUUGUAACUAACUUACAAUUAAGAAAUCUCAUUGCCAGAAGGUUAUAUCCCUUCUUAUUAUUGGUAGCUGCUCUGAGUGUAAUAAUAGUAUUACAAAUAAGACAAUUCAAGAAAUUGUAUGAACAUAUUAAGAAUGAUAAAUAUUUAGUUGGUCAAAGGUUAGUAAAUUAUGAUCACAGGAAGGCCAAAGCUCAGAAUCCGUCAACUUAAACAUUUGUACACGUAUUGCCAUAUAAAAUAUUUAAGUAAAUGGGCAACUAACCCCAAAACUUACAAAUUAUCUACAUCAGAAGGUUUUUAUUAAUUACCUUAUUUUUUAUAUUAUGAAUUUAUUUGGAUUUAUCAAACAUAAUUUGAGUUGAGUUAUAAAUGUUGUUCAUCUAUUUUUAUUUUAUAUGGUUGGAACUAGAUAAUUGAAAUGCUAAAAAUCUUGUAUCAAGUUUUUUAUAUAUAUGUAUAUAUAAUUAUUUUUUGACUACUUCAUUUUAUGGUUUCCAGUAUCAUUUUAAGUAUAUAUUUAUUUGGUGGAAUAUGUCAUGACUAUAAUUCAGAUUGAGUAUAUAUCUGCAGUCUCUAUGGAAUGCAGGUUUUCAUGUAGGGUAUUGUGGGUUGGUGUAAUUCGUAAUAAAAACUUAAUUAGUUUAUUCGCAUCAUAAGGUUAAUAAUAUGUAACCUAACCAACUUACACUUUUAAAAUUAUAUACAGGGUAGCUUUUUACAUAAAACAUACAAGUAUUUUUUAAUGCAAACUAAAUUAGAUAAAGUAUUAACAGAUUCUGAUUUAUUUUCGAUAUUUUUUUAAUAACAUCUAGACUUACCUUAAUUUAGUUGGUUUAUGCUAGAAGUGUCAAUCUUUGAGUUGAAAUUUCAGACAAUACUUUAGUAUUCAUAGUAGGGAUUAUAUUUUUUCUGAUGUUUACUUGUUUAUAUUAUACGUAUACCGUGCUGGCAACUGUCACUUUUGGGUCGGCAUUUACAUGUGUGGAAGUAAAUCGCAUAGGGAUCUUUUUAAGUCGGAGU